Molecule: messenger RNA, 2039 nt
Organism: Synchiropus splendidus (mandarinfish)
Lineage: Eukaryota; Metazoa; Chordata; Actinopteri; Syngnathiformes; Callionymidae
Gene: gsr
Product: glutathione reductase
Exons: 12
Coding region: 111-1631 (506 amino acids)
Biological process (GO): cell redox homeostasis; cellular response to oxidative stress; glutathione metabolic process
Cellular component (GO): cytosol; mitochondrion
Molecular function (GO): glutathione-disulfide reductase (NADPH) activity; NADP binding; flavin adenine dinucleotide binding
Source: RefSeq, a predicted model, not a curated record
GAGUGUUUGUAGUUUUAUCCUGGGGUUGACUCCCUAUAUUAGCGUGUCAUAGUGACACAGCAGUGGCAUUGACAGACGGACCCUCCUACCGACCCACUCGCUUCCUGGUUAUGGCUUUGCUUGCUCGGUUAACAGGGAAACAACUCUCAAGCACCUUCAUCCACUCACCUCGCUUGUACCGAUCGUCCCUCAGGCACAAAACCGCCCGCAUGGCUUCAAACGCGUCUCCAGCAGCAGACACGACCAGGUUCGACUUUCUGGUGAUCGGCGGUGGGUCCGGGGGUCUGGCCGGGGCUCGGAGAGCAGCCGAACUCGGUGCGUCAGCAGCUGUCAUUGAGAGUAACAAACUCGGAGGUACCUGCGUCAAUGUUGGCUGUGUCCCAAAGAAGGUUAUGUGGAACGCUGCCGUCCACGCAGAAUAUAUCCAUGAUCACAGUGACUAUGGCUUUGACGUUGGGAGUGUCAAGUUCACCUGGGAAACUCUCAAGGCCAAAAGAGAUGCGUAUGUCGGUAGACUGAAUGGCAUUUAUGGCAACAAUCUUGUCAAGGCUAAAAUCGAAAGCAUUAAUGGCUAUGCCCGCUUUACCAACGACCCUGAACCCACCGUGGAGGUCAACGGCAAGAAAUACUCUGCGCCUCAUAUCCUGAUCGCCACUGGAGGGCGGCCUUCCACCGUGAGUGAUACUGAAAUUCCAGGUGCAAGUCUGGGCAUCACCAGCGACGGCUUUUUUGAACUUGAGACUCUUCCGAAACGCAGCGUUGUUGUAGGUGCUGGUUAUAUUGCAGUGGAAAUGGCUGGAAUUCUCUCCACUCUGGGCUCUGAAACCUCCCUCAUCAUAAGACAAGGAGGGGUUUUGAGGACCUUUGAUAGCUUCAUAAGCACAAAUUGCACCAAAGAACUGCAGAAUUCCGGUAUAGAUUUAAGGAAGCACUCUCAGGUGAAGUCGGUGAUCAAAAAGGAGAAUGGCCUGGAGGUCACGGUGGUCACUAGAGACCCGGAGAAGAAACACGAAGAGGAGAUCAACACCAUCCAGGGAGUGGACUGUCUGCUAUGGGCCAUCGGUCGGGAGCCCAAAACAUCCGGACUCAACCUUGGUCACCUGGGUGUAAACGUGGACAAAAGAGGACACAUCAUGGUGGAUGAGUUCCAGAACACAAGUCGAGCAGGCAUCUAUGCAGUCGGGGAUGUGUGUGGCCGAGCUCUCCUCACUCCCGUUGCAAUUGCUGCAGGCAGAAAGCUAGCUCAUCGGCUUUUCGAGGGAAAGAAGGAUUCAAAGUUGGACUACUCCAACAUUCCCACUGUUGUGUUCAGCCACCCACCCAUUGGGACUAUUGGGCUGACUGAAGAAGAGGCAAUUCAGUCGUACGGGAAGGAGAACAUAAAGAUCUACAAGACCUCUUUCACUCCCAUGUAUCACGCCAUCACCACCAGGAAGAGUCUGUGCAUCAUGAAGCUUGUGUGUGUGGGCAAGGAGGAGAAGGUUAUGGGUCUGCAUAUGCAAGGUCUGGGAUGUGAUGAAAUGCUGCAGGGAUUCUCUGUCGCCAUCAAGAUGGGGGCUACUAAAGCAGACUUUGACAGGACCGUGGCCAUUCACCCCACUUCUUCUGAGGAGCUUGUGACUCUCCGUUAGUCCCAAGACUGAUUCUCCACUGUCAAGUCAGCAGCCUAGUCAUUUAUACUACGUGACACUUUUCAUUUGGCAUGUUUAAAAAAAAAAAAGAACACAGCAUUCCUGUUUUCUGCUGAUCACCCCAGUGGCCUUCUUCUCACCUUCAUUCCAUGUGACUAUACAAGAAGUCAAUUAAAUUAUGCAAACACGAAUAAAUUCUUUUAAAGCAAUGUUGUAAGGUCACUAAGUUUUUCAUUGUAAUGUGUGUACUGUUCAAACUGUGUUGCUUCACCAAGGGUUGCAAUUGCUGCUCGAUUGCUCUUUAGGUGAAAUAAAGCUCUAAGUUUUCAUGUAAAUCAGUUUCAAAUGUGUCCUGAAUUUAAAUGUUUACAAUGCUUAAUAAAUGAAUUGUGGGCCCUGUAUGGUAAU